Messenger RNA from Oldenlandia corymbosa var. corymbosa, 951 nucleotides. The record is from the annotation of a GenBank genome assembly. Lineage: Eukaryota; Viridiplantae; Streptophyta; Magnoliopsida; Gentianales; Rubiaceae.
AUGACCCUUUCAAGAGUAGUUGAACAUGCAAAGAUUAGGAAGCAAAGAAAUCAGCCUAAUUUAGCCUCAGAUGUUAACCAGACUCCCCAAAGUUCAUCAUCCAUCAUUCCUCAUCAGCAGACUUCCAGAUUGAAUAAAAUCUCCAGCCCCGGUGGUGAACCCAGAGGAUUGUUGAUCUGCAGAAAGCCCAAGAAGAUGUUUUUCUUGGGACUUGGUUGUAAAGGGCCGUCAAUGCCGGCGGCGACAGCGCCGGAGAUCAUCAGAUCAGGAGCUGAUUGGGAGACCGGAAAUGAAAGAAGGAAGAAACAGGGGAGGAGGAAAGCACAUAGUUACAGGGCAGCCAGAAGUCCGGCCAAUGUGGAUAUUUGCUGUACUCCACCUGGGAUCAGUUUUUCCUGUGAUGUUGUUCCUAGUACUAGUCCAUUGCAUGUACAGAAUUCUCGAGUUUCAAGAAGGAAUAGGAACAGCAAUUAUUUCUCUGGUCCAUCCCCACAAAGGCUCCCAAUUCCAAUGCUUUCCAGAGCCAAUUCAUUCAAUGGUAGACAUCACCGUCAUGUGCGUCAUCAUCGUACCGACCGAGAAAUUACAGAGGUAAGUGCAAUCUCUGAGAGAAGGUUGGAUGAAAACUGGAGGCAUAAUAUCGACAGCGCCCUAUAUGAGGAAUUGCUUAUUUUGAGUGAAAAGAUUGGGUACGUAGGGACAGGCUUGAGUGAAGAAGAGAUCCUUGGCUGCCUGUGUAUAUUCAAGCCUUCAGAAUUUGUUUCAGGUCCUCUCUUAAUCUCCAUUGAUAAAGAAUGGAAAUGCAGCAUCUGUCAAGAAGGUUGCAGAACUAUAGACAGUAUCGGAAGACUUGGCUGUGGACAUUGCCAUCACAUUGACUGCAUUAAGCAGUGGCUUCAGCUGAAGAACGAAUGCCCCGUCUGCAAAACAGCACCGAUUGCUAACAAAUAG